AUUUUUCUAAAAGGACACAGGUUAACGAAAUUGAUUUAAAAAAUAUUUCUACUAUCAUAGAUUCAAUGUCGCGUGGAAUAAUUUUUUCUUAUUUUGGUAGUUAACUACUAAAACUAGAACCGAAUUGCCAUGCAAAGCAAAGUGUGCGAGAACCACAACUACCACUCCCAAGUUCCUCAUCUUCUUAAACAUUCUUUUGGAUUUUACGUUUGAUACUCUGUUUCUCAGCUCGAUAAACCAGAGAAGACAACGAUCUAUAUCUCUAUUCCUCUCGAUUCUCCGUUGUUUUGAUUCCGUAAGUCAUUUAUCAUCAUCACGAAACCAUCUCUCAAAUUGAAAACACGAUUUCAAUGUUUUUCGUAAUUUGAUUUCUAUUCUUCUCGAUGUUUGAGUGCAUAGAUAGAAGAUAUUGUUUUGGUUGUGUUGGUAUCAGAUUGAAAGCGACGAUGACGAUGAGACUUCUGGAUCUGUUCAUAACCUCAUCGAUACCAGUUGCGAAGAUUCUGUUGAUAACAGGAAUCGGAUUUUACUUGGCUCUAGAUCAAGUUAACAUUCUGAAUCAAGACGCUAGAAAACAACUCAACAAUAUAGUUUUCUAUGUGUUUAGUCCUUCUCUUGUCGCAAGCAGUUUAUCUGAGACUAUUACAUACGAAAGCAUGGUGAAAAUGUGGUUCAUGCCACUCAAUGUUUUGCUAACAUUCAUCAUUGGUUCAUUUCUUGGUUGGAUUGUUAUCAAAAUCACUAAACCUCCUUCGCAUCUCCGUGGCAUCAUCGUUGGUUGUUGUGCUGCUGGGAAUUUGGGGAAUAUGCCACUCAUUAUCAUCCCAGCUAUAUGUAAUGAAAAGGGAAGUCCUUUUGGAGAUCCUGAGUCUUGUGAGAAAUAUGGACUUGGUUAUAUUGCACUCUCUAUGGCGAUUGGAGCCAUUUACAUAUGGACGUACGUAUACAAUCUUAUGCGGAUGCUAGCUAAUCCUGGUGGAGAAACCGCGAUAAACAGUACCUCAUCUACAAUGCCACUGAUUUCUCCCAAAGUCGAAGUUGGGGAGCAGGUUGGGACUUGGAGCAAGGUCAAGCAAAGAGUGUCCUCGGUAGCAGAGAAAAUCAAUCUACGAACAAUAUUUGCUCCUUCAACCAUUGCAGCGCUUAUCGCGCUUGCGGUUGGGUUAAAUCCUUUACUACGGAAGCUACUAGUCGGUAACACAGCUCCACUUCGAGUGAUUGAGGACUCUGUAUCUCUAUUGGGGGAUGGGGCGAUUCCUGUUCUGACUCUGAUUGUAGGAGGAAACCUUCUCAAUGGUCUGAGAGGUUCAGGAAUGAACAAGUCAGUCAUAAUGGGUGUGGUGGUUGUGCGUUACCUGUUGCUGCCAAUAUUAGGCGUUUUCAUAGUACGAGGAGCGCAUUACUUGGGUUUGGUUACAUCCGAACCGCUUUACCAGUUUGUUCUUCUGCUUCAGUAUGUCGUUCCCCCAGCAAUGAAUCUUGGUACAAUCACUCAACUAUUCGGAUCAGGAGAAAGUGAAUGCUCUGUGAUUCUCUUCUGGAGUUAUGUCUUGGCUUCAGUUUCUCUCACUGUCUGGCCAACAUUCUUCAUGUGGCUCGUAGCCUGAACACUCACACACACAUAC
Messenger RNA from Arabidopsis lyrata subsp. lyrata, 1625 nucleotides. RefSeq names its product protein PIN-LIKES 1. The transcript is spliced from 10 exons. The record is from RefSeq and is a predicted model, not a curated record. NCBI's taxonomy places the organism in Eukaryota, Viridiplantae, Streptophyta, Magnoliopsida, Brassicales, Brassicaceae. Gene Ontology annotation, biological process: endoplasmic reticulum to cytosol auxin transport. Bases 384 to 1607 code for a protein of 407 amino acids. Gene Ontology annotation, cellular component: membrane.